CGGAUCCGCUGCCGGCCGGCGAUAGUAAAUGUGUAUUAUCCAAGAUGGAGGACUGCUCGUGGUCUCUAUCCUAGCAGACGCGUACUCUUUUCCACCGUCCGUGUCACUGCUUUCUUACAGCACACGGCCGGACUUUUUCCCUACGAUCCUUCAGAGCUGGAAGAAGCGAGUUUUUUGCCGUUUGGAUAUUAGCUCCGCGCUUUAUUUCCACAGCCAUGAGCUCGGGGGACGGAGCCGAGGAGGCGGCGAAGGACGCAGCCGAUAUAGCAGCCUUCUUCAAAUCCGAUGGCUCGCUUCCCAAAUGUGAACCCAAGAGUGAUGUACCCAGUCAGAUAAAAGGAUUUCGCCGAAAUGAGGAGAUGAAGGCGGUGGAGGUUUUGCCCAUUCUAAAGGAAAAAGUGGCCUUUUUAUCAGGUGGCAGAGACAAGCGCGGUGGUCCAGUUUUAACAUUCCCGUCACGUACCAAUCACGACCGAAUACGACAAGAGGACCUGCGCAGACUAAUUGCGUAUCUCGCCGGUAUCCCCAGCGAGGACGUGUGUAAACAUGGCUUCACGGUCAUCGUGGACAUGCGCGGCUCUAAGUGGGACUCCAUCAAGCCGUUGCUGAAGAUCCUACAAGAGUCGUUCCCCUGCUGCAUCCACAUCGCGCUCAUCAUUAAACCAGAUAACUUCUGGCAGAAACAGAGGACCAACUUUGGCAGCUCCAAGUUUGAGUUUGAGACCACCAUGGUGUCGCUGGAGGGCUUGUCCAAGGUGGUGGACCCUUCCCAACUCACACCCGACUUCGAAGGCAGCCUGGAUUACAACCACGAGGAGUGGAUUGAGAUCCGCGUGGCCUUUGAGGAGUUUACGGGCAACGCGAGGCACUUGUUGGCGCGCCUUGAGGAGAUGCAGGCCACGGUCACGCGCAAGGACUUCCCCCAGGAGCUAGAGGGCGCGAGGCGCAUGAUUGACGAGCACGCAGCCCUUAAGAAGAAGGUUAUGAAAGCGCCUGUUGAGGAGGUGGACGCAGAGGGCCAGCGGCUGCUGCAGCGCAUCCAGAGCAGCGAGAGCUACGCCACCCGUGCGGUGCCCGCUGUGCCCGGCCAGAGAGAGGCCCAGGGUCAGGGCCAGGCCAACGCCGACACCCAGGGACUGGUGCCACGCGUCACAGCCCUGCUGGAGCAGCUUCACAGCACACGCCACAACCUGCACCAGGCUUGGCAUGUGCGCAAGCUGCAGCUCGACCAGUGCUUCCAGCUGCGGCUCUUCGAACAGGACGCAGAGAAGAUGUUUGACUGGAUCAUGCACAAUAAAGGCCUGUUUCUGGCAGGCUACACUGAGAUUGGCAACAAUCACUCACAUGCCAUGGAUCUUCAGACCCAGCACAAUCACUUUGCCAUGAACUGUAUGAAUGUGUACGUGAACAUUAACCGCAUUAUGUCCGUGGGGAACCGGCUGCUGGAGGCCGGCCACUACGCGUCGCAGCAGAUCAAACAGAUCUCAGGUCAGCUCGAGCAGGAGUGGAAAGCCUUCGCUGCCGCGCUGGACGAGAGGAGCACGCUGCUGGAAAUGUCCGCUACUUUCCAUCAGAAAUGUGACCAGUACAUGAGUAAUGUGGACUCGUGGUGUAAGGCGUGUGGAGAGGUGGAUUUGCCCUCUGAACUCCAGGACCUAGAAGAUGCAAUCCAUCAUCACCAGGGCUUAUAUGAACACAUCACCACUGCUUAUUCUGAGGUGAGUCAAGAUGGCAAAGCUUUAUUGGACAAACUCCAGCGACCCCUGACCCCUGGCAGCGCUGAUUCGCUGACCGCCUCCGCUAACUACUCGAAAGCCGUGCACCACGUCCUGGACGUCAUUCAUGAGGUGCUGCACCACCAGAGACAGCUGGAAAACAUCUGGCAACAUCGCAAAGUGCGUCUUCACCAGCGUCUGCAGCUGUGUGUGUUUCAGCAAGAUGUCCAGCAGGUGCUGGACUGGAUUGAGAACCACGGUGAGGCGUUCCUCAGUAAGCACACAGGAGUGGGGAAGUCUCUCCAUCGCGCCAGAGCACUGCAGAAACGCCAUGAGGACUUUGAAGAAGUGGCACAGAACACAUACACCAACGCAGAUAAGCUUCUGGAGGCGGCGGAGCAGUUGGCUCAGACGGGCGAGUGUGACCCGGAGGAGAUCUACCAGGCCGCCCACCAGCUGGAGGACCGCAUCCAGGACUUUGUGAGGCGGGUAGAGCAACGUAAGGUCCUCCUCGACAUGUCCGUCGCCUUCCACACCCACGUGAAAGAGCUAUGGACGUGGCUAGAAGAGCUACAGAAGGAGCUUCUGGAUGAUGUGUAUGCUGAGUCGGUGGAGGCGGUGCAGGAUCUCAUCAAACGCUUUGGCCAACAGCAGCAAACCACACUGCAGGUUACAGUCAACGUCAUCAAAGAGGGCGAGGAUCUCAUUCAGCAGAUCAGAGAUUCAGCUAUUUCGAGCAAUAAGGCCCCACACAACAGCUCCAUAAACCACAUUGAGAGUGUGCUGCAGCAGCUGGAUGAGGCUCAGGCUCAGAUGGAGGAGCUCUUCCAGGAGAGGAAGAUCAAACUGGAGCUCUUCCUCCAGCUCCGGAUCUUUGAGCGUGACGCCAUUGAUAUCAUCUCGGAUCUGGACUCCUGGAACGAGGAGCUGUCACAGCAGAUGAGCGACUUUGACACGGAGGACCUGACGCUGGCGGAGCAGAGGCUGCAGCACCACGCAGACAAAGCGCUCACCAUGAACAACCUCACGUUCGACGUCAUCCAUCAGGGUCAGGAGCUGCUGCAGUACGUCAACGAAGUUCAGGCGUCUGGUGUGGAGUUGCUGUGUGAUAGGGAUGUGGACAUGGCUACACGUGUUCAGGAUCUUCUGGAAUUCCUGCAUGAGAAACAGCAGGAGCUGGAUGUGGCUGCAGAGCAGCACCGCCGCCACCUGGAGCAGUGUGUGCAGUUACGCCACCUACAGGCAGAGGUCAAGCAGGUCCUGGGCUGGAUCCGUAAUGGUGAGUCCAUGCUGAAUGCUGGUCUGAUCACAGCCAGUUCUCUGCAGGAGGCCGAGCAGCUGCAGAGAGAGCAUGAGCAGUUCCAGCAUGCUAUCGAGAAAACCCAUCAGAGCGCACUGCAGGUGCAGCAGAAGGCGGAGGCGAUGCUGCAGGCCAACCACUACGACAUGGACAUGAUCCGUGACUGCGCCGAGAACGUGGCUUCUCACUGGCAGCAGCUCAUGCUCAAGAUGGAAGACCGUCUCAAACUCGUCAAUGCAUCUGUGGCCUUCUACAAGACCUCUGAACAGGUGUGCAGUGUUCUGGAGAGUCUGGAGCAGGAGUAUAAGCGGGAGGAGGACUGGUGUGGCGGAGCAGACAAGCUGGGUCCCAACUGUGAGACAGAUCAUGUCACCCCUAUGAUCAGCAAGCACCUGGAGCAGAAAGAGGCCUUCCUCAAGGCAUGCACCCUGGCCAGACGAAACGCUGAUGUGUUCCUCAAGUACAUGCACAGGAACAGUGUGAACAUGCCUGGGAUGCUGAGUCACGUCAAAGCACCCGAGCAGCAGGUCAAAAACAUCCUGAAUGAGUUGCUGCAGAGAGAAAAUCGUGUCCUGCACUUCUGGACAAUGAGGAAGAGGAGGCUGGACCAGUGCCAGCAAUAUGUGGUGUUUGAGCGCAGUGCCAAACAGGCUCUCGAGUGGAUCCAUGACACUGGCGAGUUCUACCUGUCCACACACACAUCCACAGGCUCCAGCAUCCACCACACACAGGAGCUGCUGAAGGAGCACGAGGACUUCCACAUCACAGCCAAGCAAACCAAAGAGCGGGUAAAGCUGUUGAUCCAGCUGGCCGACGGCUUCUGUGAUAAAGGUCACGCUCAUGCAGCUGAGAUCAAGAAAUGGGUGACGGCCGUGGACAAGCGCUACCGAGACUUUUCACUGCGCAUGGAUAAAUACCGCAGCUCACUGGAGAAAGCGUUGGGCAUCUCUUCCGACUCCAACAAAGCGAGCAAGGACCUGCAGUUGGAUAUUAUCCCCGCCAGCGCCCCGGGGUCAGAGGUCAAACUAAGGGAUGCUGCUCAUGAGCUGAAUGAAGAGAAGCGCAAGUCUGCUCGCAGGAAGGAUUUCAUCAUGGCAGAGCUGAUUCAGACAGAGAAGGCCUAUGUGAGGGACCUGAGAGAGUGUAUGGAUACAUAUCUCUGGGAAAUGACCAGCGGUGUAGAGGAAAUCCCACCAGGUAUUGUCAACAAAGAGCACAUCAUUUUUGGCAACAUGCAGGACCUCUAUGAAUUCCAUCACAAUAUCUUUCUGAAAGAGCUGGAGAAGUAUGAACAGCUUCCCGAGGAUGUGGGUCAUUGUUUCGUGACCUGGGCCGACAAAUUCCAGAUGUAUGUAAACUACUGCAAAAACAAACCCGACUCCACACAACUCAUUCUUGAGCACGCUGGAUCCUACUUUGACGAGAUCCAGCAGAGGCACCGUCUGGCUAACUCCAUCUCCUCCUAUCUAAUCAAACCAGUGCAGAGAAUAACCAAAUACCAGCUGCUGCUCAAGGAACUUCUGACAUGUUGCGAGGAGGGCAAAGGAGAAAUCAAAGAUGGCUUGGAGGUCAUGCUCAGCGUGCCAAAGAGAGCCAAUGAUGCCAUGCACCUUAGCAUGCUGGAAGGUUUUGAUGAAAACAUUGAGUCUCAGGGAGAGCUGAUCCUCCAGGAGUCCUUCCAGGUGUGGGAUCCCAAGACUCUGAUCAGGAAGGGCAGAGAGCGCCACCUCUUCCUCUUCGAGAUGUCUCUUGUCUUCAGCAAGGAGGUUAAAGAUUCCAACGGCAGGAGCAAAUACAUCUACAAGAGCAAACUCUUUACCUCGGAGUUGGGUGUUACCGAACACGUGGAAGGGGAUCCGUGUAAAUUUGCCCUCUGGGUGGGACGGACACCAACCUCUGACAACAAAAUUGUUCUUAAGCUAAGUCAGGGAUGCAAACAUGGAGCAAUGGCCUCCAGUAUUGAAAACAAGCAGGACUGGAUAAAACACAUCCGUGAGGUGAUUCAGGAGCGCACAGUUCACCUGAAGGGUGCGCUGAAAGAACCUAUCCACAUCCCAAAGCCUUCCACAACCAAACACAAGGCCCGCAGGUACAAUCUCAGAGAUGGAGAGGACCUAGACAGUCAGGGUGAAGGCAGCAGUCAGCCAGACACCAUCUCCCUGGCCUCCCGUACUUCUCAGAAUACACUGGACAGCGACAAGCUGUCUGGAGGCUGCGAGCUCACUGUGGUUAUCCAUGACUUCAUGGCAGGGAACAAUAAUGAGCUGAGCGUGCGCAGGGGGCAGACAGUCGAGGUGCUCGAGCGCCUGCACGAUAAGCCCGACUGGUGCUUAGUGCGUACCACUGACCGCUCGCCUGCCCUUGAGGGCAUCGUACCCUGUGCCAUGCUCUGCAUCGCUCACUCGCGCAGCAGCAUGGAGAUGGAGGGACUCUUUAACCACAAAGACACACUAUCAGUGUGCAGCAAUGAUGCUAUUCUCCCUGGCUCAUCUGCCACCCUGCAGCCUGGGCACAUGAUGGGCUCUCAGAGUUCUCCAGGACCCAAGAGGCCGGGAAAUACCUUGCGCAAGUGGCUGACCAGCCCUGUGAGGAGACUGAGCAGCGGCAAAGCAGACGGCCAUGUAAAGAAGCUGGCACACAAGCACAAGAAGAACCGGGCCGAUGUGCGCAAGAGUGCAGAAGUGGGCUCGCAGAAAGACUCGGACGACAGCGCUGCCACACCACAGGACGAGACUGUGGAAGAGAGGGUGAGGAACGAAGGUCUAAGCAGUGGCACGCUCUCCAAGUCCUCCUCCUCGGGUAUGCAGAGCUGUGGUGAGGAAGAGGGAGAGGAGGGUGCUGACUCAGUACCCCUGCCUCCACCAAUGGCCAUCCAGCAGCACAGCCUCCUCCAGCCUGACCCUCAGGACGACAAGACAUCAUCCCGUCUUUCAGUCCGCCCCUCCAGCUCAGAAACGCCUAGUGCUGCAGAGUUAGUCAGUGCCAUUGAAGAGCUGGUCAAAAGCAAGAUGGCUCUUGAGGACAGGCCCAGCUCUUUGUCUGUUGAGCAGGGGGACAGCAGCAGUCCUUCCUUCAAUCCCUCAGAUAACUCCCUCCUUUCCUCAUCUUCUCCCAUCGAUGAGAUGGAAGAGCGCAAGACAGGCUUCCUCAAGAGACGCCACUAUGUGCUGCUGGAGUUGGUCGAGACCGAGAGGGACUAUGUGAGGGAUCUUGGUUUGGUUGUUGAGGGUUAUAUGGCCAGGAUGAAAGAGGAAGGCGUUCCAGAUGACAUGAAAGGAAAAGACAAGAUUGUGUUUGGCAACAUUCACCAGAUCUAUGACUGGCACCGGGAUUUCUUUUUGGGAGAGUUGGAAAGGUGCAUCGAUGACCCUGAUCAUCUGGGCACUCUAUUUGUGAAACACGAGCGGAGGUUGCACAUGUACAUUGUUUACUGCCAGAACAAACCCAAAUCUGAGCACAUUGUCUCAGAGUACAUUGACACUUACUUUGAGGACCUAAAGCAACGUUUGGGUCAGAGGCUGCAGAUCACUGACUUACUCAUCAAACCAGUGCAGAGAAUCAUGAAGUACCAGCUGCUGCUCAAGGAUUUCCUAAAGUUCUCCAAAAAAGCUGGGCUAGACUCAUUGGAUUUGGAGAGAGCAGUUGAGGUCAUGUGCAUUGUACCAAAGCGAUGCAACGACAUGAUGAAUGUUGGACGACUACAGGGAUUUGAUGGGAAGAUAGUGGCUCAGGGUCGUCUCCUCUUGCAGGACACCUUCAUGGUGUCAGACUCUGAUGGAGGCCUGCUGGGCAGGAUGAAGGAGCGAAGGGUCUUUCUCUUUGAGCAGAUUGUUAUUUUUAGUGAGCCCCUGGAUAAGAAGAGAGGUUUCUCCAUGCCUGGUUUCCUUUAUAAGAACGGCAUCAAGGUGAGCUGUUUGGGCCUGGAGGACAGUGCAGACGGUGACCCGUGUAAGUUUACCAUGACCUCCAGAAUGCCAAACGGCAGCAUCGAGGCCUUUCUCCUGCACUCCUCCCACCCUGGAGUCCGGCAGGUCUGGACCCUGCAGAUUAACCAGAUCCUGGAGGCCCAGCGCAACUUCCUCACUGCGCUGACUUCUCCAGUUGACUAUCAGAGGAAUCAUGUGGGAGGGAGUAUAAGCACUCCGAUUGGUUCUUCUGUCAGUAGUGGAGGGCAGGGAGUGGCUCGUGGAGGGGGCAUGGCAGUCCCAGUCGCAUCAGGCUGUCGCUCUCGCCCCUCCCGUAUCCCUCAACCCUCCCGCCUUCCUCAGCCUCUUCGACAUCACUCUCCUGCGCUGGGCCCCGGAGCCAGUGAGCCGGAUGGCCCCAACAAAAUCUCAGGUAUGCCCCCUAGGCCCCUCCCCUCUUGCACUACAGACCCUGACACAAGCCGAGACUCUGCUAAGCUGAAGCUGUCAGACAGUCCUCAGUCUAAACGCAGUGAGCCUGUGGAGGAUGUUUCCAAAGAGAACCAAGAAAUUUCCGUUCCAGCCCAGAUCCCACGAGCUACGGUGCCCCCGUUAGCACUGGUGAAGCCCAGACCGGGAACUAUCUCCCCAGUGGGCACGCCGCUGGCCACAUCAGGCUUCAAAGACUUCCUGGCACCCUGCAGCCCGGGGCCAAAGAAUGGUGGCUGCUCCACACCUUCCUCCUCUACCAGCUUCUGGAGCUCCAUACCAGGCUCUCCAGCCGGCCGGCCCGGCUCCUUCACCUUUCCUGGUGAAGCGUGUGAAACGCCGAGCCGGCCUAAUCAGAACCAAAGCCACCGGCAUUCCAGCCACAGUAAAGAUGCGGACCGCAUGAGCACAUGCUCCUCGGCCAGCGAGCAGUCGGUCCAGUCCACCCAGAGUAAUGGGAGUGAAAGCAGCAGCAGCAGUAACAUUUCCACAAUGCUCGUGACGCAGGACUAUGUGGCUCUGAAAGAGGAUGAGAUUAAUGUGUGUCAGGGUGAGGUGGUGCAGAUACUGGCCUCAAACCAGCAAAAUAUGUUCCUGGUGUUUCGCGCCGCUACAGAUCAGAGCCCAGCCGCUGAGGGCUGGAUCCCCGGCUACGUGUUGGGCCACACCUCAGCCAGCACCCCCGACGCCCCAGAGGGAACCAUCAAGAAAUCGUCUUCAUGGCACACGUCCCUCCGUAUCCGUAAGAAGUCAGAGAGAAGAGAAAAGGAGGGAAAGAAAGAGGCCAAGCUUGAAAAUGGAUACAGGAAGUCCAGAGAGGGUUUACCUAACAAGGUAUCUGUAAAGCUUCUAAAUCCGAAUUACAUCUACGAUGUUCCGCCAGAGAUACUCGUUCCGCUGAGUGAUGUGACCUGUGAUAAGGGUGAGUGCGUCACACUGAGGUGUAAAGUGUGUGGCCGCCCCAAAGCCGCCGUCACGUGGAAGGGACCCGACCAAAGCACGCUGAGCAACAACGGCCACUUCAGCAUAGCUUACAGUGAGACUGGAGAGGCCACUUUGCGCAUCGUGGGCGUGGUUUCAGAGGAUGAUGGUAUUUACACCUGUAUCGCCACCAAUGAUGUAGGGAGCGUGAUAACGACAGCUAGUCUCAGAGUGUUGGGUACCUCCAGUGAUGGAAUCCGGGUCAUGUGGAAAGACAACUUUGAGUCUUUCUACACUGAGGUGGCAGAAUUGGGCAGGGGCCGCUUUGCUGUGGUGAAACGCUGUGACCAGAAGGGAACCAAAAGGACUGUAGCUGUUAAACUGGUCAAUAAGAAACUAAUGAAGCGUGAUCAGGUCACACAGGAACUCAGCAUUUUAAAAAGACUGCAGCAUCCUCAUAUAAUCAGCCUACAGGACAUCUUUGAGACCCCCAGCAGUUACGCACUAGUCCUUGAGAUGGCUGAUCAGGGACGUCUGCUGGACUUCAUUGUCAGCUGGGGGAACCUCACUGAGGAGAAAGUGGCCUUUUACUUGCGGGACAUUUUAGAAGCUUUGCACUACCUGCAUAACUGCAGAAUAGCUCAUCUGGAUGUAAAGCCUGAAAAUCUGGUGGUGGAUCAGAGCUCUUCUCAGCUGACGGUGAAGCUGACGGAUUUUGGAGAUGCGGUGCAGCUGAACUCUGCCCACUACAUUCACCCUCUCCUGGGCAGCCCUGAAUUUGCUGCCCCUGAGGUGGUUCUAGGUGAGCCUGUCUCUCUAACCUCUGACCUCUGGAGCCUUGGGGUGGUCACCUAUGUGAUCCUGAGCGGGGCGUCACCCUUCCUGGAUGAGAGUGUGGAGGAGACGUGCCUCAACAUCUGCCGGCUAGACUUCAGCUUCCCUGAUGAUUACUUCCAGGGUGUGAGUCAGGAGGCGCGGGACUUUGUGUGUCUGCUUCUUAGGACGGAGCCUAACAGACGUCCCGCCCCUUCUCUCUGCCUACAGGAGCCUUGGCUGAGGCCAGGGACUGGCCAGGGGUCUACUGAGGGCAUCGACACCUCCAGACUCAUCUCCUUCAUUGAGCGGCGCAAACACCAUAACGACCUGCGGCCGUUAGGGGGCAUCAGGCCCUUCCUACACAGCAGACUCCAACCCAGGAUCUGAAAAUGAUAAUGAAAAUGCUAAUCUCAUCCUCUUUCAGCAGCCGAAUGUGAUUCAGAAGAAACUGUCAAUCCUGCGUCAAUCGAAUUAUGUGGAAAUGACUGCCUCAUCCAAUCAGAGCCGUGUAGAACACAGUUCAGAGACGAGCGACGUCUGUGGAUUAAAUGUCCUUUCCCAGUCUUAUGCUACUGGCUGGUUCAAAAUAUAAUGAAGAUUUGUAAGAGAUUUAAUGAAUGGAAUAUAUAUCGAACUGUUUUACUGAUCAGCGAUCAAUUCAACCACACGGAUUCAUUUGUGUGGGGGGAAACAAAUUGUAUCUGCACAACAAUGGCAGAGCUUUUCUGUGACAAAAGUGAUGCACAUGAAUCUAGCGUGGAGAGAACCUUCCCCCCCCCAUUUUGCCUGAGCCAGAGGGAGCAAUCAGUUCUUUUGCGCUUUUACAGUAUUCAAGUCGAAACAUUUGUGGGGGGAAAAAAAAUACUUGUGAGUGACAAUAGGUACACGUCUGAGUGAAUACUAACACUAAUGAAGCAAAAAGAAACAAAUGCGCAGAAUCCACAAAAAAACAUUUUGGAUUCAGCUUGAUGGGUGCGACGUAAACUUAUGACGGCGGUUUAUUUUGAAUCAUUUACAUUCAAAUCAAAGGUUGUUUGGUUGCCUAGUUUAAUAAGUUGCUUCGUCAAACAACAAUCGUCAUGCCACAUUUAGCUGUAACGAUUUUCAAGUGCUGCAAGUGAAACCUCUUAAACACUUUUUUUUUUUAAUUGCUUUAAAUAGAACAAAUUGUGUUGUGCAAUUUAAAGAUGUGUAAGCCUUACUUUGUACAUAGAUAGUGUCUACCAUUUUAUUUCAUGUUUUUACUUUUUAAUGCUAUUUGUUCACAGAGAUCAUCCCAGCAUGGGAGAAAUGAUAAAUCCCAAGGGAAGAUAGCCAUAGGGCAGCCAACCGGUCUGAGUGGCAGUUCACAUAUGAGCUCAAAGGAAGACUGAAUACUGUAAAUGCACUCACGUUGUAUGUUAUGUUCCAGAUUCUUAUCAUGUGCAAUGUUGCCGCUUAACCAGUUUAUGCAACUAUUUAUGAAGACAUCUUGUUGUACCUGUAAUAAAUAUAUAGACAAGCAUGUACUUGGUACUGCAAGUUCUGCUGUUAGUUGCAUUUAUUUGAACCUGGACUUUAUCUUCAGUUGAGUAUUAUUUCCCUGUCGCGCCGCAGGGGCAUCGUCUACAUGGCACUUAUGCGUUCUUGUCACUUUUCUGUUAAUAUUAUUAGUGUACCAAAGCUCUGCAAGCUCCAUGAGGAUUUUUUGAAUAUCACAUUUCACUAUUCUAAGUUAUACAGGGCAGGUUGUUUACAUGUUUUUACCAUAGCUUUAUUUUUUAAGUCUGAGGAUUUGUUUGCUGAAUGUUCUGGACAUUUCACAGAGAUGACCUGCUUUUCACACGAUCACACUAUUAGACAGGUUUAUCAGGCUGUUUUUGGUUAUUUAACAGCUUCUUGUGAUGCCAAGAACUCAUUGACUUAAAUGUGAAGCCUUUAAAUUAUAAUAUUUAUAUAAUAUCUCAUUGAUAGUUUUUAUACAAAUUUAGAUCAUAUGUCCAGGGCCUCAGAUAGUUUUCGGUAAUACAGUGGCUAGGAAAAGAUUUUCAGCAAUUUGACAAAGUAGUGAAAUUUGCACUGAAGAGAUUUUUCCUUUCCAGCUUUCUGUUGGUGCGUAGCCUACAGCCGCCGUUCAUGUCCCGAAGCACCUGUAACUGAUGCGUCACCUCUUUUAGCUCAUUAUCAUUCAGUUUCUGAAACUCAGUCAGAUGUGGGAGUGGUGGGGCAGAGAAUCUUUCCUGUAGGAAGGAAUGCGGUGGCUCCAUCUGUGUCGUUCCAUAUCAUGUCUUCUAAUUUAUUUGUCAUUGUAAAGUUGUACAGAUGCUGUUACGUCAUGGGAAGUCGGACUGGAUGCGUUUAAAUGUUUCUUUAAUUGUUUUUCUUCUUUCUUUCUUUUUUCCUAUCAUUGUUUUUUAAGGUAUGUAUGAUCAUUGUAAACUUUUUAUUUCAGUUAUUUUAUACUUUUGCAUGUACAUUUCUUUGUACAUACACCAUAAGUGUUUACACAAUAUGUGCUGUAAAUAUUUUCAGUUUUGCCAUCAGUUAUUUUGAAAUUAAACAUAUGGAACAUUG
Messenger RNA from Ictalurus punctatus (channel catfish), 11699 nucleotides. RefSeq names its product trio Rho guanine nucleotide exchange factor a (gene trioa). The record is from RefSeq and is a predicted model, not a curated record. Gene Ontology annotation, cellular component: cytoplasm. Gene Ontology annotation, molecular function: ATP binding; protein kinase activity; protein binding. Lineage: Eukaryota; Metazoa; Chordata; Actinopteri; Siluriformes; Ictaluridae. Gene Ontology annotation, biological process: protein phosphorylation. Bases 216 to 9533 code for a protein of 3105 amino acids. The transcript has 59 exons.